Messenger RNA from Solanum tuberosum (potato), 1411 nucleotides. Its product is annotated as cysteine-rich repeat secretory protein 3-like. Gene Ontology annotation, cellular component: plasmodesma. Lineage: Eukaryota; Viridiplantae; Streptophyta; Magnoliopsida; Solanales; Solanaceae. The record is from RefSeq and is a predicted model, not a curated record. The transcript is spliced from 4 exons. Gene Ontology annotation, biological process: transport of virus in multicellular host; plasmodesmata-mediated intercellular transport. The coding region runs from base 173 to 1162 and encodes 329 amino acids.
CCACCAAGACAAGGCUCCCUUUUUUGAGAAAGAAAGAAAGAAAGCAAAAACAGCAAAUAAACCCUUCAACAUUUUCUCAUUUUCACUAUUCAAAAACCCAAGCUUGAAAUCUUUAUUUAAAAAAAAUAAAAUACCAACAACAAUGGAAUAAUUCAUCAAGAAUCCACAAAAAAUGGGUUUGCCCACAAAGCCAUUUUGCAUAUUCUCUCUUUUCUUAGUUAUAUUUACCAUUUUCAAGCUAACCCCACAAGCUAAAUCUGAUUCUGACUAUACUAAGUUGAUUUACAAGGGUUGUGCAAAGCAAGAUUUAUCAGAUCCAUCUGGGGUUUACUCACAAGCUCUUUCUUCCCUUUUUGGCACUCUUGUUUCACAGUCCUCAAAGUCCAAGUUCUAUAAGACUAGUACUGGUAGUGGGCAAUCUACAAUUUCUGGUCUUUUUCAGUGUAGAGGUGACCUAUCUAAUGUUGAUUGCUAUAAAUGUGUUAGUGGUUUGCCAAUACUCAUAGAUAAGUUAUGUGGUAGCAAGCCUGUUGCUGCAAGAAUCCAGCUUUAUGGCUGUUACAUGCUCUAUGAGGUUGCUGGUUUCCCUCAAAUAUCUGGAAUGGAGAUGCUGUUCAAGACUUGUAGUGGGAAAAAUGCUCCAGGUAGUGGAUUUGAGGAAAGAAGGGAUACUGCUUUUUCCACAUUGGAAAAUGGCAUGGCUAGUAGCAAUGGCUUCUACACAACAAGCUAUCAGUCUGUUUAUACCAUGGGGCAAUGUGAAGGGGAUGUUGGCUCCGCUGAUUGUGCUGAUUGUGUGAAAAAUGCUGUCCAAAAAGCUCAGGUGGAAUGUGGAAGCUCCGUCUCUGGCCAAAUCUUCCUGCACAAAUGUUUUAUUGGUUAUAGUAAUUCUCCAAAUGGGGUCCCUAGAACAUCAUCGUCGUCUUCAGAUUGGUCCCCUUCUUCAUCUUCAGGGUCAGGGCAAAAUGUGGGGAAGACAGUGGCUAUAAUACUAGGAGGGGUAGCUGGAGUGGCGUUUAUACUCAUAUGCGUGCUGUUUGCAAGGAAUCAAAUGAAGAAACAUGACGUUCAUUGCAUAUGUUUUAUCCCCUCAACUCGGAAAGGUGAAAAAGAACUGAGGACACGGGGAUGGCAAGGAAGUCUUCGAUGGUUCAUUUUGUGAUAAAGAAGGGAGAAGAGAGUCUUGUAUGCCUCAGAUUGUCGGAGUUGGCCUCACUUUUGUGAGUAAGAACUGUUUCUUAGUUUUUUACUGGAUCGUCAACUUGCGUAUAUUCAUCCUAGCUUGCUUUGUAUUAAUCUCUGGAACAUCUUGUAUUACCUAACAGCAUAUUUUGCUAACUUGCACAAGGUUUAUGAUUCAUAAUGAGCAUUUGGCCUGUGGAAACUUUCUGUGUAAAUAUGAUCUUACAUA